AAAAAAAAACCCACGAUAACAAGAGUUGCCUGAGUCAGAGAGGUCCUUUGGCUGCCUCGGCACUCAGGACUGCGCCUCUCCUAGCUGAAACAGCUUGGUGCCAUGGCUCUGGAGCAGGACCAGCCAAUGGAGUACUACUAUGAGGAAAGCGAGAUGAACGGCACCCACGACUACAGUCAGUACGAAGCGAUCUGCAUAAAAGAAGAGGUCAGGCAGUUUGCCAAAGUCUUCCUCCCCGCCUUCUUCACCAUAGCCUCCGUCAUUGGGCUGGCAGGGAACUCCACAGUGGUGGCUGUUUACGCCUACUACAAGAAACAGAGGACCAAGACAGACGUGUACAUCCUGAAUCUGGCUGUGGCAGACUUGCUGCUUCUGGUCACGCUGCCUUUCUGGGCAGUCAAUGCAGUUCAUGGGUGGAUUCUGGGGAAAAUGAUGUGCAAAGUAACUUCGGCGCUGUACACGGUAAACUUCGUCUCCGGGAUGCAGUUCCUGGCUUGUAUCAGCAUUGACAGAUACCGGGCAAUCACUAAGGCCCCCAGCCAAUCAGGAGUGGGGAGACCCUGCUGGAUCAUCUGUUGCUGUGUAUGGAUGGCUGCCGUCUUGCUGAGCAUACCCCAGCUGGUUUUUUACACAGUCAAUCAGAAUGCUCGGUGCACCCCCAUCUUUUCCCACCGCCUAGGAACAUCCCUGAAAGCAUCCAUUCAGAUGCUGGAGAUCUGCAUAGGCUUUGUGGUCCCCUUUCUUAUCAUGGGGGUGUGCUACGCCAUUACUGCCAGGUCACUCAUCAAAAUGCCGAACAUUAAAAAGUCUCGUCCCCUCAAGGUUCUACUCACAGUGGUGGUUGUAUUCAUUGUCACCCAGCUGCCCUAUAACAUUGUCAAGUUCUGCCAAGCCAUAGAUGCCAUCUACCUGCUCAUCACCAACUGCGAGAUGAGCAAGCGCAUGGAUGUUGCCAUCCAGGUCACAGAGAGCAUCGCGCUCUUCCACAGCUGCCUCAACCCUGUCCUGUAUGUCUUCAUGGGGGACUCUUUCAAAAACUAUAUCAUGAAAGUGGCCAAGAAAUAUGGCUCCUGGAGAAGACAGAGGCAGAAUGUGGAGGAAAUCGCUUUUGACUCUGAGGGUCCUACAGAGCUAACCAGUUCUUUUACCAUUUAAAUAUAAAACUGCUCUCUGCUCUUUGCUUGGAUACUCACACACAAGUGGUGUUUCUUCCUCAAAUGAAAUAUUUGUGUGACACUGAGACUCAAACAUCAAACAUGCAUUGUUGCAAUGUAUAAUGAAAGAGGAGUAAGGGGUGGGAGUGUAAGGAAGAUAGAUGCUGGAGAAUAAACAACAAAUGGGCAAAGUGGAAAUUAAAGUGAAUGACAGGAAGACAGAAUGGCAGGAUGGAGAAAAGCAUUGUG
Molecule: messenger RNA, 1403 nt
Organism: Acomys russatus (golden spiny mouse)
Lineage: Eukaryota; Metazoa; Chordata; Mammalia; Rodentia; Muridae
Gene: Ackr4
Product: atypical chemokine receptor 4
Exons: 2
Coding region: 103-1155 (350 amino acids)
Biological process (GO): chemotaxis; immune response; G protein-coupled receptor signaling pathway
Cellular component (GO): membrane
Molecular function (GO): chemokine binding; scavenger receptor activity; chemokine receptor activity
Source: RefSeq, a predicted model, not a curated record